This is a messenger RNA of Penicillium psychrosexuale, 1092 nucleotides long. RefSeq lists its product as uncharacterized. The transcript has 6 exons. NCBI's taxonomy places the organism in Eukaryota, Fungi, Ascomycota, Eurotiomycetes, Eurotiales, Aspergillaceae. The record is from RefSeq and is a predicted model, not a curated record. The coding region runs from base 1 to 1092 and encodes 363 amino acids.
AUGCUAUUGACCAUGUUGAAUUUUUUGAUAUGUGCUGCCCUAUCCCCUUUGCAAGUUGUUCUUUUCCGAGGCUCUGUGCGUACGAAACGAGAGCGCAUCACAAUCUUUUCCCCCUCCGACGUGACCUCCCGAGAUACAUUUCUUGCCGAUAUCGUCUACGUUCACGGUCUUGAUUCGAAUUCACUGACAACUACAGAACGCUCAUCUGAAAAGGUGUCAUGGGUUCGUGAUCUGUUACCGAAGGAAAAUUUGAACUGUCGCAUCAUGGCCUUUAAUUACGAUACGAGAUGGAUGAGCAAUGCCCUAAGCAAGUCGUUAAAAGAUUUGGGCGAUGACUUGAUUCACGCUCUCGCCAGUAAACGAGAAACCCUAGAGGAGAAAAGCCGACCUAUCAUUUUGAUUGGCCAUAGUUUUGGUGGUCUAAUCAUCGACCAGGCUGUGGUGAACAUGGUGCAAAAUAGCGAUUUGGAACCUGAAAUUCUCGAGAGUCUGCGAGGAUUUGUCUUUUUGAGCACGCCGCAUCGAGGUUCAAAACUCACUCCUAUUGGAGAGAUAAUUUCUCUUUUUGGAUACUGGAGGGGUUCAGAUACGGCUCUUUUGAAAGUUAUGAAAGUUGGCUCAGAUGCUAGUAACGACUUAUACGAUCGAAUUCACUCUUUUAUCUACGAAAAGGAUAUGUCUCGCAAGACUCUUUGCGUUUUUGAAGCCGAGAGAGAAUUUCUAUGGGGCAUAGCAAUCACCCAUGUGGUGGACCGGGAAUCAGCAGUGAUUCAAGGGACAAUAAAACGUUCAACAGAGAGAUUAAAUAGGGAGAUUCAGGGAUGCCAGUCUCUAAAUGAUGAAACGUAUGAAGAUGUGAAGACCAUCAGUCACAGUUUCAUCGGCAUCUCAUGUUUGCAUCUCCCGGACGUGAAUAUAUAUUUGAGAGGUGCUGGCACCAAGGAAACAGGGAAGGCUUUCAUCUGGGAAACAUUAGGAAUUAUUUACUGUGAUGAAGGUUCGUGGGCGGAUGCCGAGGAGGGUUUUUCGGAAAACGAAGGCGAGACAAGUUCGCGGAGCCUCAGAGAGGACGCAACAAAUGACGCGAGCUGA